UACAGCUCCGAUUUACGCGACGGAGAACGGACCACAACGAUUUGGGAACCAAUUUGCCAUGGGUCAGAAAAAGUAUCGUCGGUCCCGUUCUGGCUCUCGUAGUCGGAACCGAAACAGGUCCAAAAUAAGUAAAUCACGAUCACCCGAAGAGAAGAGAGGCCGGAGUCGGUCAUUGUGUCGGAACAAAAAUCCCCGGAGAAUUGCGCGUUCUGAGAGCGGAAGCUCGGACAGCAGUGGUGGAUCUGCGAGGCGACAUUGGCCCCCUAGCAGAGACCACCCCGGGUCGAGAAGCGACUCAGACAGCGACAGGAGACGUAAACUGAAGGGCAAAUCAAAAGACCGAUCCAGCUCUGAUUCAGAGGAUCCAAAGGAGAGGAAGGAAAGAGAGAGCAGCAGAGGAGAAGACAGAAGGGAGAAGAGGAGCCAGUCACAUUUAGGGUCCAGUGCAGACCGGAAGAGAGCGAGGGAUGGGGGGAGCAUUGACCGGGAGAGGAGAUGGCGGAGGAGUGCAGACAGAGGGAGCAGAAGCCCCAGCAGAGCGAGGGAACGACAGAUCAGGGAGAGAACUAGGGACAGGGAGAGGAUGAAAAGCAGAGACAGGGACCCAAGCCGAGGUGAGGAGAGAAGUCGAGACAGAGAGAGAAGCAUCCGGAGGAGUGAAAACUGCGGGAGGGGAGAGGGAAGCAGAGGGAGGGACAAAGAGAGGAAAAGACGUCGCUCUGGCUCCUCUGACUCGUCUAAGAGCUCUGGGUCGGAGGGCGGGGCCCGUGGAGGCAGCCCGGGGUCUGGAGAGGCCGGACCCUCGGUCAGAGAUGAGAAAAAGAACCAGAGAGAGAUGCUGAAGGCCCUGGAGACCCCAGAGGAGAAGAGGGCCAGACGACUGGCCAAGAAGGAGGCCAAGGAGAGGAAGAAGAGGGAGAAGAUGGGCUGGAGUGAGGAGUACAUGGGCUAUACCAAUGCAGACAACCCCUUUGGAGACAACAACCUGCUGGGCACCUUCAAAUGGCAGAAGGCUCUAGACCGGAAGGGCAUUGGCCAUCUGGGUGAGAAGGACCUGAAGGACAGAAACAAACGCAUCCAGGAGGAGAAUCGCAGAGAACUGCAGAAGGUGAAGCAGCUGCGACUGGAGAGGGAGAGAGAGAAGGCCAUGAGAGAGACAGAGCUAGAGAUGCUGCAGAGAGAGAAGGAGGCAGAGCAUUUCAAAACCUGGGCAGAGCAAGAGGAUAACUUCCACCUGCACCAGGCCAAGCUACGGUCUAAGAUCCGUAUCCGUGACGGCCGUGCUAAGCCCAUAGACCUGUUGGCUAAGUACAUCAGUGCUGAAGAUGAUGACCUGGCUGUGGAGAUGCACGAACCUUACACCUUCCUCAAUGGACUCACUGUCACUGACAUGGACGACCUGCUCGAAGACAUCAAGGUGUACAUGGAGCUGGAGCAGGGGAAGAAUGUGGACUUCUGGAGAGAUAUGACCACCAUCACAGAGGAUGAGAUCAGCAAGCUCCGGAAACUGGAGGCAUCUGGAAAAGGCCCAGGUGACCGUCGUGAUGGCAUUAACACGUCAGUGAGCACCGAUGUUCAGAUAGUGUUCAAGGGAAAGACGUACAGCCAGCUCCAGGCGCUGAACCUCAACAUGGAGAAUAAGAUCCGAGCUGGGGGAUCCAACCUGGACACAGGCUACUGGGAGAGUCUGAUGCAGCAAAUCAGGGUCUACAUGGGCCGAGCACGGUUGAGAGAGAGGCACCAGGACGUGUUGCGUCAGAAGCUGUUCAAGCUGAAACAGGAGCAGGGAGUGGAGAGUGAGCCUCUCUUCCCCAUCAUCAAAGAGGAGCCUGAGGAGGAGGCUGUGACCGAGAGAGAGGAAGGCCCCUCCUCUUCCUUCCCUUCCACCAAUCAGAAGAGGGAUACAGAGGAGAAGGAUGACCAAGUGGCAGGCCCAUCCACAGAGGGAGACGGGGAGAAGGGUGAGGUGGUAGAGGCCGUUCUGACUGAGGAGGAUUUGAUCCAGCAGAGCCAGGCAGAGUAUGACUCUGGCCGCUACAGUCCCACCCUGCUGCUUCCCUCGGAGCUACCGCUGGACACACACACCAUCACACCUGACGAAGACACACAAAAACUACACCUCUCACGCAGACAGCUCGCCGUCACAGGUGAUGCCAAUGAGAAUGCGGAGGAUGAGUUUGUGCGUCGCGCCAAACAGGGCAUGGGCGGGGACGAGGCUCAGUUUAGCGUGGAGCUUCCCCUCACAGGCAAGAUGUACCUGUGGGCCGACAAAUACCGUCCCCGGAAACCGCGCUUCUUCAACAGGGUCCACACAGGCUUUGAGUGGAACAAAUAUAACCAGACCCAUUACGACUUCGACAACCCUCCGCCUAAGAUCGUCCAGGGCUACAAGUUCAACAUCUUCUACCCGGAUCUGAUCAACAAACGUUCCACGCCGCAGUACUUCCUAGAACCCAGUCCCGACAAUAAGGACUUUGGGGUUCUGCGGUUCCACGCGGGCCCGCCGUACGAGGACAUUGCCUUUAAGAUAGUGAACCGCGAGUGGGAGUACUCUCACCGCCACGGGUUCCGCUGUCAGUUCGCCAACGGGAUCUUCCAGCUGUGGUUCCACUUCAAGAGGUACCGCUACAGGAGAUAGAACAACACCAGCCCUGGGCCUAGACCCCAACCCAGACUGGGAACCUCAGACUGCCAGGUUUUAACCAUAGAUAUGGAAUGUUAAUGUACUUUGGAUCUAUUGGGUUUUUAUUGGUUAUCUUAGUGGUAACCUCUCUCUUUUAUCACUGGCCGCCCAUUCUGUUGUCACAAAGAAUGGUUUCCAUUUUAGUUUGAUCAGAUACUGUCUCCGAAAUUACAUAUUAAAUAUUAUUUUCCUA
Molecule: messenger RNA, 2876 nt
Organism: Coregonus clupeaformis (lake whitefish)
Lineage: Eukaryota; Metazoa; Chordata; Actinopteri; Salmoniformes; Salmonidae
Product: cactin
Exons: 10
Coding region: 59-2638 (859 amino acids)
Biological process (GO): mRNA cis splicing, via spliceosome; negative regulation of innate immune response
Cellular component (GO): cytoplasm; spliceosomal complex
Molecular function (GO): protein binding
Source: RefSeq, a predicted model, not a curated record